Messenger RNA from Neopsephotus bourkii (Bourke's parrot), 1053 nucleotides. RefSeq names its product complement C5a receptor 1 (gene C5AR1). NCBI's taxonomy places the organism in Eukaryota, Metazoa, Chordata, Aves, Psittaciformes, Psittacidae. The record is from RefSeq and is a predicted model, not a curated record. Gene Ontology annotation, biological process: inflammatory response; phospholipase C-activating G protein-coupled receptor signaling pathway; complement receptor mediated signaling pathway. Bases 1 to 1053 code for a protein of 350 amino acids. Gene Ontology annotation, cellular component: plasma membrane. Gene Ontology annotation, molecular function: complement component C5a receptor activity; G protein-coupled receptor activity. The transcript has a single exon.
AUGGACUUGGACUACCCCUUCCCCAACACCACCACCACCAACGACUCCAUGUGGGACACCUACGACAUCUCCGACCUGGACUCCUUCACGGUGCCACCGGGCCACCGCGCCGUGCUGGCCCUUUACACCCUCAUCUUCCUCAUCGGGGUCAUCGGCAACGGCGCCGUCAUCUGGGUGACGGCCUCCGAGCUGCGCCGCACCGUCAACGGCGUCUGGUUCCUCAACCUCUCCAUGGCCGACCUCUUGUGCUGCUUGGCGCUGCCCUUCUUGGCCCUCCCUUUGGCAUGGGACCACCAUUGGCCAUUGGGCCGCUUUGCCUGCAAGCUCAUCCCAUCCAUCACCAUCCUCAACAUGUUCGCCAGCGUCCUCCUCCUCACGGCCAUCAGCGCCGACCGCUACGCCUUGGUCGCCCGCCCCGUUUGGUGCCACAACCACCGGCGCCCGGCUUUGGCGCGGGCCUUGAGCGCCGGCGCUUGGGCUUUGGCGGCGGCGUUGACGGCGCCGUCCUUCGCCUUCCGCACCGAGCGCCGCGACGCCUUCGCCUUCAAGGCCACGUGCGUCUUGGACUACGCCGCCGUCGCGUCCCGGCACCGACGCUUGGUCGAGGUGCUCACCGCCGGCACCCGCUUUGCGUUGGGUUUCGCCGUGCCCUUCGCCGUCAUCACCGCCUGUUACGGCUCGCUCUUAGCGCGGAUCCGCACCAAAGGCUUCGCCCGCUCUCAACGAGCCACCAAGCUCAUCCUGGUGGUCAUCACCACCUUCUUCACGUGCUGGUUGCCCUACCACGUGGUGGGCAUCAUCUUGGCGUCGUCCCAUCCAAGCAGCGCCUUGUACAAGGGCGCCGCCGACGCCGACGCCGCCGUCACCGGCAUCGCCUACGUCAACAGUUGCGUCAACCCCGUCAUCUACGCGGCCAUGGGGCAGGGCUUCAAGGGGAGGUUGUGGAGGUCCUGGCGGGCGGUGCUGCGGGGGGCGUUGAGCGAUGAGGUCACCGAGGGUAGGGUGAGGAGCAAGGGUACCACCGAGGAGCAGAGCGUCAGCACCAUGGUGUGA